Mustela lutreola (European mink) is the source of this 5609-nucleotide messenger RNA. RefSeq names its product sorting nexin 27 (gene SNX27). NCBI's taxonomy places the organism in Eukaryota, Metazoa, Chordata, Mammalia, Carnivora, Mustelidae. The coding region runs from base 220 to 1845 and encodes 541 amino acids. Gene Ontology annotation, molecular function: phosphatidylinositol-3-phosphate binding; protein binding. The record is from RefSeq and is a predicted model, not a curated record. The transcript has 12 exons. Gene Ontology annotation, cellular component: early endosome. Gene Ontology annotation, biological process: signal transduction; intracellular protein transport.
CUACAACUCCCAGGAGGCGCCACGGGCCUAACCGUCCGUUCUCCCCCCGCCCCCGGCCUCCCCUUUACCCUCUCCGGCGGCUCUGCGACGGACUUGGGUCCCGCGGGCGGCGGAGCGGGCGCGCGCGUAGGGGGUCGCGCGGCUGCUGAACAGGGCGAACGCGCGCGAAUAGGGAGUGGAGGCGUAGGGGGGCGGCGGUAGGGCUCGCUCGCUCGCAAGAUGGCGGACGAGGACGGGGAAGGGAUUCACCCCUCAGCCCCUCACAGAAACGGGGGUGGCGGCGGCGGUGGGGGGUCCGGGCUCCACUGCACCGGGAACGGCGGCGGGGGAGGCGGCGGCCCGCGGGUCGUGCGCAUCGUCAAGUCCGAGUCCGGCUACGGCUUCAACGUGCGGGGCCAAGUGAGCGAGGGCGGGCAACUGCGGAGCAUCAACGGGGAGCUGUACGCGCCGCUGCAGCAUGUGAGCGCCGUGCUGCCCGGGGGAGCGGCCGACCGGGCCGGGGUGCGCAAGGGGGACCGCAUCCUGGAGGUGAACGGCGUGAAUGUUGAGGGGGCGACACACAAGCAGGUGGUGGACCUGAUCCGAGCAGGCGAGAAGGAAUUGAUCUUGACAGUGUUAUCUGUACCUCCACAUGAGGCAGAUAACCUAGAUCCCAGUGACGACUCGUUGGGACAAUCAUUUUAUGAUUACACAGAAAAGCAAGCAGUACCCAUAUCGGUCCCCACAUACAAACAUGUGGAGCAGAAUGGUGAGAAGUUUGUGGUAUACAAUGUUUAUAUGGCAGGGAGGCAGCUGUGUUCUAAGCGGUACCGGGAGUUUGCCAUCCUACACCAGAACCUGAAGAGAGAGUUUGCCAACUUUACAUUUCCCCGACUUCCAGGGAAGUGGCCAUUCUCUUUGUCAGAACAGCAACUAGAUGCCCGACGUCGGGGGUUGGAAGAAUAUCUAGAAAAAGUGUGCUCAAUACGAGUCAUUGGUGAGAGUGACAUCAUGCAGGAAUUCCUAUCAGAAUCAGAUGAGAACUAUAAUGGUGUCUCUGACGUAGAGCUGAGAGUAGCACUACCAGAUGGAACAACAGUUACAGUCAGGGUUAAAAAGAACAGUACUACAGACCAAGUAUAUCAGGCUAUUGCAGCAAAGGUUGGCAUGGACAGUACGACAGUGAAUUACUUUGCCUUAUUUGAAGUGAUCAAUCAUUCCUUUGUACGUAAGCUGGCACCUAAUGAAUUUCCUCAUAAACUCUACGUCCAGAAUUACACAUCAGCUGUGCCAGGCACCUGCCUAACCAUUCGAAAGUGGCUUUUUACCACAGAAGAAGAAAUCCUCUUAAAUGACAAUGACCUUGCUGUUACCUACUUUUUUCAUCAGGCUGUUGAUGAUGUGAAAAAAGGUUACAUCAAAGCAGAGGAAAAGUCCUACCAAUUACAGAAGCUGUAUGAACAAAGGAAAAUGGUCAUGUACCUCAACAUGCUAAGGACUUGUGAGGGCUACAAUGAAAUCAUCUUCCCCCACUGUGCCUGUGACUCCAGGAGGAAGGGACAUGUCAUCACAGCCAUCAGCAUCACGCACUUUAAACUGCAUGCCUGCACUGAAGAAGGACAGCUGGAGAACCAGGUAAUCGCGUUUGAAUGGGAUGAGAUGCAGCGAUGGGAUACAGAUGAAGAAGGAAUGGCCUUCUGCUUUGAAUAUGCCCGAGGAGAGAAGAAGCCUCGAUGGGUUAAAAUCUUCACACCAUACUUUAAUUACAUGCAUGAAUGCUUCGAGAGGGUGUUCUGUGAGCUCAAGUGGAGAAAAGAGAACAUUUUCCAGAUGGCGAGGUCACAGCAGAGGGAUGUGGCCACCUAGCCUUUCCUCAUCUCCUCCUCUUCACCCUCAUCCUCUCGCCCCUUUCGUCUCCUGUGUCAGACAGAGUAACCGUUAACACAAAAGAAGAGAAAAAGGAAAAAAGUCAUUAUGUUCAAAAGCCCUAAACUAAAUACUAUUAAUAGUCCCUCUGAAUUUCAUGUCUCUGGAAUUGAGCUGGUAGAGAACAACAGAUUGGUCAGCACCAGGAGUCAGCUGAGUUAAGACAGGAAAAUAAGGCCAACAAUGCGCCAAAGGUAUCUUGGUCCUUUCACCUGGGCCUCAUACCAACAGACUCUCCUUGUACUAUAUUUUUAAAACUGGAACUAUGAACUCCAUCCAUUUGCACUGUUCAGACAUAUAUAUGUAUGUAUGUAAAAAUUAUAUAUACACAAAUUAGCUGCACGUAUAUACAUAUAUAUAUUUCUUUUUAAAUUUCAUAUUGAUGGCAGUACCUUUUUUAGCUUGUGUUUUUACACACCUUUCACUAGAAUUCAUGACUUCUCUCUUGCUCUCUUUAUUUUGAAACAAACUUUAAAAAGGAAAAAAAAUAUUUUACCAGGAAAAUACCUCUCCUCAUGAAGGACUCGAUAAGUUUACAACCUGCUUGGGUUUUCCCCCCCUUUUUUGUACUGAGUGAAGAUUCUGGCUUAUGCAUUGCCUAGAGUCUGAGGAGCAAGGAGCAUAGUUUCUUUAUCUUCCACAAGGCUGCUGGGGAGGAGAAAGAGAUGUAUAUCUCAAGGGCAGCAAGACUUGCAGAUCUGCAGGGAGAGUCAAAAGUCUUGGUGUGGUCCUUGAUUCCAAGACACCUUUCCUGGUCCAUCUCGCUCUCCCACUCAUGGCUUUCUAGCCACAUUCUCAUCUCCUUCUCACUUCCCGAGGGCCCCUUGAAUGCUCUUCCUCCACUGGCCUAGAAUGGAGGGGGAGGGUCAGCUCAGGAGGUUGAUGCCACAGGAACCUGAAACACUUCGUGGUUGUAAUUUCCCAUUUCCUACCAUUUCUGAAGCAGGCAGAGUAUUAGGGACCAGAGUUAAAGCCAAUACCUUUAGGCACAAAGAUCGGACUUAGGGGAAAAGAAGGAAGAAAUGUCCCUUAAGUACCUAAGCUUUUCCCUAUCCAUUCCUGACCAAUAAUCACCCAUAACCAGUUAUGUUCUCCAUGACUUCCUUAAAGAGCCGUUUUGGGAAGAGGGCUCUGAUGAUAUCCCUGAGGACUUGGGGAAACUUGGAAUGAGUCAGUGGUCUGUGCCAACCAAUCUACUGCUCAUCCAAGCCAGCUGAGGACCCAGGAAGAACCAGUAGGAAUAUGACUGAUUUGAGUUGGAUCUCAAUUUUUAAUGAAAAGGAGCCUGAAAGAAAACCAUUUUGUCCCUCAAAGAGCUCCUCAUCUCACCUUGCGGUUUGAGCUUUUGAGACCUGAGAACUGUAUCCCAGGACCAGGUGGGGCAACACUCUCAGCCCCCGGCUCUAGAGAUAUUGCAUUGGGGGUGUGAAGUUGGGCUCCCAUGCAACCAAAGCACGUCUGUGAGCCUUCUUUUCUUUUUCCCUUCUCUACCUUCUAAACAGAAACCUCCAUUGGGUGGCAUCUUUUGCUUUGUCUAACUGGGAGGCAACCAUACUUGGUUUAGUCAGUCUACUGAGCAGUGGUGGGGUGGUUUGAAGUUUCUUUUUCGGUAACUUGUUUUUGCGGAUCGUCAUGAGGCCACUUUUCUUUCCCUCUCACUCUGUUAUCCUGGCAGCUGUUUGCCCCAGGACAGUGUGGGAUCAUACAGGACACCUGUCUUCCCUCCCCUUCUCCAAACAUAGGUGAAAUCACAGAAUACAGACGUAGGGAUGCUAAAUGUUUUAAAGUUACAGAGAGUGAUCCCUGGUUUGAAAGUUUUGAUACAGGAUUAACUUCUUUUGGCUUAAAUGAAUUUAAUAAUGAGCCAAAGGACCCUAGAAAGAAGAUAAUGCUGAUUCCCCACUCCAAGAUGCUAAAGAGGCUUUCGGCUCCAGCUUUGUUCAAAUUGUAAACAUAGCAGCCGUUUGCCCAUAUUCCCUCAGAGUGCGAGAGGAAUGAGCAAAUCCGGGGUCCGUGCAGUAUCCCAAAUACUGACCUCCCAUUGAUUGUGAGAUGUGAGAUGGUGGGGGGAUGGAUGCCCAUAGGAUGGAGGCCCGUUUUGUGGGGGUGGAUGCUGCUCUGGUCCCUUCAUGGCAGAGCGUUCAUUCACUUGGUGCUUUGGAGACGGGGUGAGGGCCCCAUGGGUAUUGGCCUGUGGGCAGAAUCAAACAGCCCCUACUAGCAGCCAUACCACUAACAAAGCACCCAGUUGCAUCAAGGAGGGGGGAAGGAGGGAGCUUCUGGAAGACAGCAUCUUCCCCUCUUCCACCCACAGCAGGCCUCCUGGACCAGGCAGAGGUCACUGUGGCUUCAUAGGAUCAAGCUCUUUUUUGCAUGAAGCAGUGUUAGUGUGACACUCCUUUCCCCUGUUGCUCUGUACUUCCUCUCCCUAAUCUCUGCUAUCUUUCUUAGUCCUGGAUUGUGCCCAGGGAGACUUCUGCCCAGUCUUCUUUUGCAGUUUGUCUCUGGGAAGUGGAGGGGCUUGCCCUCCCCUCUGCUUUGUCCCUGCAGAACCAGCAGGAUCUUCCUGAUCUGUUUUCCUCCCCUCUGCACUCAGUUUCUGUCCUCUUUGGUAAAAGGUCAGAAUUUUGUAUAGAUCAGGAGAAAAUGCAGGCCCUGAGAAACCUGUCCUUACAGAAAGGUUUCCUAGGGCCAUGCUUUGGGCUCUCUGCUCUUUAUAUUUUUAUUCUUCUCUUCCAUUUUCCUGCCCUACCCUUGCCCUCAGCCUAAGCUCAACCAGGUGUGUGCUCAGGGCAGCUCCUAGGCCUGGCCUUUUUCAUUCUGUCAUUACCCAGGCUAGUGGCUUUGGUUAUCUCCUCUUGUAGCACCAAACCUAGUGCUUGGAGCAAUAGUACAGGGCAUUGACAGGAGGGGACAUCUCUCUCAGAAUCUGCCAGCUUAUGUCCUGGCUCCUAGAAGGCAGUUUUCCUCAUGGAGACUACAUCCUGAUUGACCUGAAGUCUCCAGACCUGGAGGGACUACUGUGCCCCCUCCUCUCCAUUGUGCUCUCUGGCUGGGUCAGUUCAGCAUAGAGACCCUUUGGGCUAUUGGAGCCCAGGAUACUGCUAGGUUCGCUCACCAGAUUGAUUGUUUCCCAUUAGCUUCCUUUUGAAAGGAGGACAACGCUGUUGAUACUCAGAAGAGAGGCAGUGGGUUUGCUUCUUCAACUCCUGUCUUCCAGUUCCACCUCCUUCCUUCCUUUCCCUCUAACCCUGAGCACGUCAUGCCAGGCCUCACUCAUACCAGGACAGCAGCUUACUCCUCAGCAAUAAUCUCGAGUGUGGGGAAUGUUUAGGGUUCUGGGGAAGGGCAGGAGCAAAGAGGGGAAUGCUGGGGGCUGGAGGCACUUGGCCAUCUGCUAAAUUGGACACCAGUUUUAUAUCAUGCCCCCCCUUUUUAAGCCAGUGAGCUGGGCUUCAGUUUUCCCCAGGCCAUGCAUACUUUUAAUUUAUUUGAGAAACUCUAAUUGUAUUUUCACUGCAGUAUCUUGUAUUUUUUAUUUGUGAUUUGAGAAAUGUGAAGAGAAAAUACACAGACACAUAAUGGCUAACAGUGUUUCUUUCAUUCCUUGUUCUAGAGCUAACCACUCUAAAAUUGUUUGGUAAUGUCACUUAGUGUAAUUAAUUGUAACAUAUUCUUUUAAAUAAAUUGAUUUAUUGAUGAAA